This is a messenger RNA of Psylliodes chrysocephalus, 568 nucleotides long. Lineage: Eukaryota; Metazoa; Arthropoda; Insecta; Coleoptera; Chrysomelidae. The record is from the annotation of a GenBank genome assembly.
CACAGCACAGAAAGCACAUCGAGAUUCAAUUUUACCUUGUAUCUCAAAUUUUUAAAUUAAAAUAAAGUGCUAUUAAAACGCGAUUUUUGAUCAAUUAAUAACCGGAAGAAUGGCUAAAGUUGUGUCAUCGUUUUUCUCAACACUUCUGCCUCGCGCUUUGUCGUCUUCAGUGAAUGUUGAAAGUGAUGUUCGAGAACCGUUAGAGAUACAUACUUUUAGGGAUAGAGUCAUAACUAUGGAAGAAGUGUCAUGCCAUGAUUCCUCUAAGGAUUGUUGGAUUAUCAUCUAUGAUAGAGUGUACGAUGUGACGAAUUUUUUGGAAGAGAAAAUAUGGUUUAAAAUGCACACAUUUACGCUCAAAUUAUCAUAUUUCUGCUCCAAUGUGGAAGAAAAAACCUACGAGGAUGAAAUUGUGGAUGAAAAACCAAUGCAGACUGGAAAUAAUAUUGGAGACGAAGACGGUGAUGUUCUUGAAGAUUUCGACGAUCUACUAGUAGAAUCGGGAAGGUUUGUUGAAUCUAACGAUGAAGAAAUGCCAUCAAAGAGACAAAAACUAAUGGAUGAUUAG